Camellia sinensis is the source of this 729-nucleotide messenger RNA. The record is from RefSeq and is a predicted model, not a curated record. Lineage: Eukaryota; Viridiplantae; Streptophyta; Magnoliopsida; Ericales; Theaceae.
AUGUGGAAAAGGAAGCUCUUGUCCUUUGCUGGAAGGCUAACUUUGGUGAAAUCAGUUUUGGAUAGUAUUUCAGGGCAGUUCAGAGUUGAGAAUGAAGAUCCAUAUGGUGAAAUAGAAGGAUGUAUCAAUGAACAAAGACCAAGGAGGAGGAGGGACAGUGAGGGUGAUUGGAGGCUUCAAUUCAGAAGGUCAUUAUUUGCUUGGGAGGAAGAGAAGGUGAGGAAGUUGCAGUUGUUGAUAAGGGAUGUUCCUAGGCUGAAUGUGGAUCUGCAAGAUGUAGUGAGGUGGACUCCAUCCUCUUCAGCUACUAUGGAAUCUGUGGAUCAUCUCUUUGUGCAGUGUUUUAAGAUUUGGAAGGUUUGGGGUUGUCUAUUACAGUGGUGGAAUCUCUGUUGGGUUUCCCCUACUACUACGGAUGAAGUGUUGUCUUGGUGGUUGGGAUCUAAGCACAAAAAAUCUGUUAAAAAAAUUUGGCUGCUAGUACCAGUAGCAAUGUUGUGGUCCACUUGGAGGCUAAGAAAUGAGGUUGUGUUUAAUGGCAAGCAACCCAAUAUGAAUGAGCUGUGUGAGGUUGUGAAAGUGACAGUUGGGCUGUGGGUUAAGUCGUCUAUGCCUUCUGUCCAAUACUCUGUGCAUCAGAUUGUGGAAAAUCUGAGUCAACCUGGGGUGGUGCUGUCAGAUGAUUGGGUUUACUUCUGGGUGCCAACCUUGUUGGGAUUUAGAGUGUAA